ACUUUGUAGAUCAACUUCACUUUGAAAGUUUCAUUCUAGAGGAUUUAAGCCCAGUAGCUGAUAAAUAUUCCCGAGUGAACUUCCCAGCUGGAGCCUGGCAAGUUCACCGGUACAAGGAUGCAUUUAUGAAGGCAAACCCGGGCUAUAAGUGGUGCCCCACAACAAAUAAACCUGUGAAAACUCAGUCAUCCUCUGUUACAAACCGAAAAAAGCUAUGGGGCUUUGCAUCAGACACAGCAAAAGAUUUACCGAGCCCAAAGAAAAUGACACAAAGUGAAGAAAUGCCACAGCUGAAUUUCGGGAUGGCAGAUCCGACACAAAUGGGAGGUUUAAGUAUGCUGCUCCUAGCAGGGGAACAUGCCCUCAGUGCACAGCAGGUUUCCUCAAGUACCUGUCAGUCUGAUGCAACUCAUUCUACAGAAACCUGCCAGAAGUCGUCACUGUUUCAGUUUGCAGAGAUCUCUUCAAGCACAUCACAGCCUGGAGUCCCAGGAGCUGUAAAACAAACAGAGGAGUCUGCAUUGUUUCAGUUUGCCGAGAUCUCCUCACAUACUUCCCAGUUGUCGAGUCCUGAGCCAGUAAAGCACUGUGGGAAGUCGGCACUCUUCCAGUUGGCAGAGAUUUCUUCAAGUACAUCCCAUUCGGGUGCUUCUGACUUAACAAAACCGUGUGGGACAUCAGCCUUGUUUCAGCUGGCAGAGAUGUGUCUUGCUUCGGAAGGAGUAAAAGUGAAAGAACCUGGGAAAACAAAAGUGGAAGCACUGGAAGGUGUGGGAGGGGAAGUUCCAGAGGAUAUGGAAGUAGAAGAACUGGAGAAAACAAUAAUAAAAGACUCCUGUAAAGGAAAAGUAGAACAGUCAGACAAAAUGCAAAACCAGGAUGAGACAAAAGCUGAGGAAUCAGAAACUGCAAAAUACAGAGAUUUUACUAGUCUUGCAAUGGAGAACAGCCCUUUAGACAGAAAUGAUAACACAAAGGAUCACAUGUGCUGUUCUCCAGAGCUUUCACUGGCUGACAUGAGUAUCCUUGGGCUAAAGCCAGAAAAGAUAAAGAAGAAAAAGAAAAAAAAUAAGUUGGACCGGCACACAAACGAGAAGUCCACCCCCAAGAAACCCUGUAAAAAGAGGCAGUCCUCCGAGUCGGACAUUGAAAGUGUAAUGUAUACGAUUGAAGCUGUUGCAAAGGGCGACUGGGGUGCUGAGAGACUGGGGGAAACGCCCCGCAAAAAACCCCGCCCCGUCUCAAAUGUGAAGGGAAGCAUGUUGGAUACAAAAUCACCAAAGAAAAAAGUGAAAUCGAAAGAGAAAAAAACAUCAAAGGAGAAACCCACGGAGACCACCAAAGAAUCAAAGCCUCCCGAUUUCCUUAGUAUUGCAGCCAGCAAGGAAGUACCGUGUGAGGCUUCUGAUAACAUUAAAGUGGAACCACUGACCCCAACAGAGGAGGUGGUGCCCCAGAGCUUACCAGGACAGGUCAAAACUGAGGACAGUGACUGUGUUAAAAAGAUAGAAACCUGUGGCUCCAGGAAAUCGGAGAGAUCUUGCAAAGGUGCUCUUUAUAAAACUCUGGUGUCAGAGGGCAUGCUCACAUCUCUGCGGGCUAACGUGGACAGAGGAAAAAGAAGCUCAGGAAAAGGCAACUCCUCAGAUCAUGAAGGAUGCUGGAAUGAAGAAAACUGGGCUUUUUCCCAAAGUGGGACAAGCGGGAACAAGAAACUGAAAAAGCCUAAGCCAAAGGAAGAGUUUGUUUUUGGCUUAGCAAAGUUGGAAGAAGAAUUUGAAAAGAAAUUCAACAGCCUCCCUCAAUACAGUCCUAUUACCUUUGACAGGAAAAAUUCAGCUGUCCCAAGGAAAAAGAGAAAGGUUGGAAGCGGCUCAUCUGAACAACCGAAAUCCAACAAAG
Molecule: messenger RNA, 1902 nt
Organism: Eurypyga helias (sunbittern)
Lineage: Eukaryota; Metazoa; Chordata; Aves; Eurypygiformes; Eurypygidae
Product: HMG box transcription factor BBX-like
Exons: 10
Biological process (GO): regulation of transcription by RNA polymerase II
Cellular component (GO): nucleus
Molecular function (GO): RNA polymerase II transcription regulatory region sequence-specific DNA binding; DNA-binding transcription factor activity, RNA polymerase II-specific
Source: RefSeq, a predicted model, not a curated record